Epinephelus fuscoguttatus (brown-marbled grouper) is the source of this 5036-nucleotide messenger RNA. It is a transcript of the gene gls2a, whose product is annotated as glutaminase 2a (liver, mitochondrial). Gene Ontology annotation, molecular function: protein binding; glutaminase activity. Bases 147 to 1973 code for a protein of 608 amino acids. Lineage: Eukaryota; Metazoa; Chordata; Actinopteri; Perciformes; Serranidae. The transcript is spliced from 18 exons. Gene Ontology annotation, biological process: L-glutamine catabolic process. The record is from RefSeq and is a predicted model, not a curated record.
ACUUGACCCAGUCUGCAAGACAGCAGCUGCUUUUAAAGCUCUGAGGACCAAGGGGCAUUGGUCACAAAUAUCUCUCUAGAUCAGCUACUGGCGGGGAAAAAAAUAAACUCUUCUGAAUUAUUAAAGAUUAAGCCCUACUUAUCACAAUGCACUGUCUGAAGAGUCUGAGGACAGCUAACCCGGGAAUCUUGCAGCUAUUUAAAAAUGCAGGGAUCUCCGCCAGAGUUGGAGCUGAAAACAUUGUUUGGUCGAGGACGCAGCAACCUGUUCAUCUCCCCUGCUGGGCUGCAGCAUCACCGCACACCCACAGAGCCUUUCACGAACAGAAGCCCCCUGAUGUGGACCAAGAGCACCCCAAAAGUAGGUUGAUGUCCAGCAUGGAGGACCUACUUUUCUACACCAUCACUGAAGGCAAGGAGAUGAUCCCCCUGUCUCAGUUCAUCUCUGCUUUGAGAAAAACUGGUUUGUUAACAUCUGACCCUCGGCUGCGUGACUGUGUCCGUCAGAUGCGACAAUCCUCACGUGACUCUAUAGGGCCUGUCAUGAUGGACAAGAAGCUCUUCAGAAGAUGUGUGGGCAACAACAUCAUGCUGCUGACUAAGGCUUUCAGAAAAAAGUUCAUCAUCCCGAACUUUGAAGAGUUCACCAUGCACGUUGACAGGAUGUAUGAGGCUGCACAACAGCAGGAGGCAGGACAAGUAGCUGAUUACAUUCCUCAGCUGGCUAAGUUCAGCCCUGAUCUCUGGGGUGUAUCUCUGUGCACAAUCGACGGACAGAGACACUCUGUUGGUGACACCAAGGUUCCCUUUUGUCUGCAGUCGUGUGUGAAACCUCUGGAGUAUGCCAUCGCUGUGCACGAGUUCGGCGGUGACAAUGUUCACCACUUUGUGGGCAAAGAGCCCAGUGGAUUCAAGUUCAACAAGCUGUCACUCAAUGAGGACGAUAAACCACACAACCCGAUGGUGAAUGCCGGAGCUAUCGUCAUCAGUUCUUUAAUUAAGCCACAUUCAAAUAAAGCCGAAAGGUUCGACUAUAUGAUGGAGUUCCUGAAAAGUUUGGCUGGUACAGAGUUUGUGGGCUUUAGCAACGCAACUUUCCAGUCCGAGAGGGAGACCGGUGAUAGGAAUUAUGCAAUUGGUUAUUAUCUCAAAGAGAAAAAAUGCUUUCCAGAGAAUGCAGAUAUGACAGCAGCUCUUGACUUCUACUUUCAGCUGUGCUCCAUUGAGGUGACCUGUGAGUCAGGAAGUGUCAUGGCUGCCACACUGGCCAACGGGGGCAUUUGUCCAAUCACAGGCGAGCGUGUGCUGAGUGCUGAAGCCGUUCGUAACACCCUGAGCCUCAUGCAUUCUUGUGGCAUGUAUGACUUCUCUGGACAGUUUGCCUUCCAUGUGGGCUUGCCUGCUAAAUCUGGCGUUUCAGGCGCUGUUCUGCUGGUUGUACCCAACGUCAUGGGCAUGAUGUGUUGGUCCCCACCUUUGGAUCGGCUUGGAAACAGUGUUCGUGGCAUUCACUUCUGUCAGGAGCUGGUGUCUCACUUCAACUUCCACAAUUAUGACAAUCUGAGACACUUUACCAAGAAACAUGACCCCAGGAGAAGAUCAGAUGAAGAUCCAAACAAGUCCGUGGUAAACCUGAUGUUUGCAGCCUUCAGCGGUGACGUCUCCGCUCUGAGGAGGUUUGCUCUUUCAGCUGUGAACAUGGAGCAGAGAGACUACGACUCUCGCACGGCACUCCACAUUGCUGCUGCAGAAGGUCAUGUGGAAGCUAUUGUCUUCCUAACUGAAGUAUGUAAAGUGAAUCCCUACAUGAAAGACAGAUGGGGGAACACACCUCUAGAUGACGCCAUGCAGUUUGGCCAUGAUGUCGUUGUCUCAGUUCUGCAAGAGUACCAGCGUGUCUACACUGAGAGCGAGGCACCAUGUGACACAGAGGAGCAGAAGACCCCACUAGACACAUUAAAGAGCAUCAUCUAAACCAUAAGGGAUCAGAGGGUUUGUAAUGGAAAUAUAUCUGUUUUAUUAUGAGAGGACUGAAAGGACACAGUCUGAUGGAGAGACCUGAUGAAUAAAUGUCUUUAAUAUGAUAAUAGAGAUUUUAUAUUUAGACUGCUGAAAAACUUUGAAGUCCAGGAUUAAAGGGACAGUUCACCCAAGGAAGUGUGCAUCUACUCAUGGAUGUGACAACAUGAGAUGUAAACAUCAAUGGCGUCCUCCUCGGCUGAGCUGUAACGUUACCUAGCUCCAUGGUGCUAGGUGAGCUAGCAGUAGAUGCACGUUUCCUUCUGCGUGGUGAUACAGUUGCUGGGUGUAGUUCAGAAGAAAGAAAAUAGUUCCUACAUGAAAACUCUAUACAACGAGGUUGUGAUUUCUGGACAAAGACAUUGCUGUUGAGUUUUUUAAAUGUAUUUUUUGGCGCUUUGAGCACCACAAGCCAAGUGCCUUCUAGUUUCAUUGUAUUUGAGAGGUAGACAUCUCUACAGCCGAUAUCCCCAACACUCUGAAAUUCACACCCAAAUGAUCUAUAUCAGGGAUCAGCAACCUUUACAAUCAAAAGAGCCAUUUAAAAAAAAAUUAAAAAACUCUCUGGAGCCACGAAACAUAUUUGUGCCUUGAUAAUGAUGGCAACGCAGCCUGUUUAAUCUAAAUUAGCCUUUAAACAUUCCUAAUAGGUCUGAAUGAUUGUUCAAAAUAUGUUUUACAACAAAAUAGCCACUCUGCAGUGGGUUAAUUAUGAUUAUUUGGUACUUUAACUUGACAGUGUUUGUAGUGAAAACAAACAAAUCUGUCCACUCACUAUGAAAUUUACUAUUUUCCUUUGGGACGUUUUCUUUUUUGGAUUUGGAAACAAUAGCUAGCCUCACUAAGGAGACUCAAGCUCAGUCAUCGGUAUUGAGAUUGAGCAAAUUCUAGGAAAAAGUGCCAGGCAUAAUUGAUGAGAUGUUAAAACAUUUUUUAUACAGUGUAUAGGCCACUCAUUAAUACAUUUGGAAAAUGUAAGAAUCACUUUACGGCUACAAUAAUCAUGAAUGAAAAUUAAAAUGUUAAUCAGGAAAUACGUGGUACAUAAAAGAAAAGUGGGAAAAAGAAGGCAAUUUGAUUAUAACAGAGGAUGCUUGGAAAAGAAUAUGUCUCAUACAAUGGACUUCAACUUGCUCCACUAACUGGCGUGAAUUCUGUUGGAAAAACGUUGCUAGGUUUUUUAUUACACCUUUACAAAAGAGACAUGGGGGAGGGGGUUCCAGCUGCUGGAGACAAUGUGGGAUGGACGACGCCAAUCAUUAUCAUGUUUUCUGGAACUGCCCAGUCAUUGUUCCUUAUUGGCAGGAAAUCCACAAACAUAUUAACAAUAUAUUUGGAGUCAAUAUUCCUUUUACUAUGGAUACAGUUUAUAUGGGAGAUAUUCAAUUUGACGGAUGGAGAAAUAACGAUAAAAAGUUGGUUCUAAUUCUCCUGGCUGGAAGCAAAAAAGUUAUUACGAGAAAUUGGCUCAAACCCCACUUACCCACUAUAGAUGGAUGGUUAGACAUUAUUUAUGAAAUUUACAUAAUGGAGCGGCUGUCAUAUUCCCUUCAAGUCCAGAAAGAUAGAUUUUACAAAAUUUGGAGCAAAUGGACUGAGUACGUUAAACCUAUAAGACCAGACUUCUCUUAAAUUAUUGGAAAAGGUCAGGCAAACAGUGUUGUAUUGACCUAGGUAAUUUUUUGUGACCUUUAACCUGAACUUUUUAUUUUGUUAUAUGGAUGUACUGAUAUUCUGUUUCUAUACCUCUCCAAUGUGAAGGCCCCCCGUGUUCUUGUAAAUAAUUCACACUUAAUGCUUACAUAAAGGCUCAAAAACAUCUGAAAGAGCUAUAUGGAGAUAUACUCAGAUGAUCUGUGACUACUUAUUUGAUAAUGUCAUUGUAUACAUAUGUUUUAUGCUGAUUAUUUUACCUGAUUAUGACAUUGCCAUUUGAAAGUGCUCUUUCUAAAUAAAAAAUUAUAAAAAAAAAAGAAAAUUAAAAUGUUAAGAAAUAACUGUUAUUCAUUUCCAUAUAUUCCAUAUAAAUUCUGAGCUGCAGGUUGCCUACCCCUUGAUCUAGACUGAUAAAUAGCACUACAGGUACGAGAAAAAGUAUGUAUAUUUGAUUUAGGGAUGAACUGUCCCGUUAGGUCCUUUAUUUUGCAGGCUGGAGGAAUCAUUUAACAAUGUAAAGUAUCAACAAAGCCCGGUAUAAUCAGGCAAUCUGCUGCUUGUGUGGAGAAAAAUGACAUUAAUGUAAGCCAUGAUUUAGCUCAUGUUGCAAUAUUAAUGAACUGUUUUUGUGCUCUGCUUCUGAUAGAAAUUGCCACUGUGAUGUAAAUAUCUAAUAUACUGUGCAUAUUUAUUGUUAAUAUAUUGAAAUAUAUUUUGCCUUAUCAGUAUGCUGUUUAAUCAGGGGUUUUUAUGCUCCCCUUGUAAUAACUGUAUAAAUAUUCCCAAAGCUGCUUCAUUAAUUAUUCUCAGUCAACGAGAGGUGAUUCAGUUGCAUUUGUGCCUUUAACUGUGGAAGGGCUGUUUGAUUGUACUUUUUAUCAGUUCAUUAAGGCUCAUAGGCCAGUUUAUUCACUGCUGAUACCUUGUGUUAACAUAGUGAUUGUUUUAUUAUUGGAGGAAUGUGAACUCUUUUCAUUGGUCACUUGUAGAGAUGGGAAUUGGUAAGUAUAUAUUGAUACCAAUGCUAUUAUUGAUUCUUAUCAGUCUGACUUUUUCAAUUCCUUUAUUGGCUCCUGCUCAGUUUUCUGUGUGGUGGUAAAAAGAAGGCCUACACAGGUUUAAUUGUCAGUGCAGCCGUUUAAUUAUCUCAGAGAAUGAAUGCAGUAUAAAUGAAAAGAGAGUGUAUUUGUACAGCGUUUGUUUUAUUUAGGUUUUCUUUGUUAAAAAAAACCCUGCUAAGCCUGCCUGCGCUGCACUGAUGUUACUGUAAGAGGAUAUUUACUCCAGUAACUGCAGUGCUGCUCAGUCGGGAGGCUGUGGCACUUAUGCGUAGUGUCAAAUAAAUGGCAUCCCUGAAAUUCA